UCUUAGCAUAGCUUUAUGCAUUAAUCAUAUUUGGAAUAAGGAAGUGAAACUUGAAUUGCAUAUGAGGCGCGAAAAGUUUAAAAAUCAAUAUUGGAAAACAGUGUCAGUAAGAUAUAUGGAGAUACAGCUUAAAGAACAAUGUUGGGAAGAAGAGG
Entrophospora candida is the source of this 155-nucleotide messenger RNA. The record is from the annotation of a GenBank genome assembly. Lineage: Eukaryota; Fungi; Glomeromycota; Glomeromycetes; Entrophosporales; Entrophosporaceae.